CCACAUUAAGAUAAAUUGACUGCAAACGCACAAAUUUCCCCAUUAAAUCGACAAUAAUCCAUUCCAACCGAUUGCGCAAGCUCCGACAAUACCGCAAAGAUGUCAUUCCUCGCCCGCCGCUUCACUGCCGCUGCCCCGAGCCUAGCCCGCUCCUUCAGCGCCUCCGCUCGCCGGGAUGUCGCCAAGAUCACACUGGUCGGCAACCUUGCUGCCACCCCAGAGGUGAAGGCCACCAGCACGGGCCAUGAUGUUAUCGAAUACGCCGUCGCCAGCAACAGUGGAUCUCGAGAUAACCGUCAGACAAGUUGGUUCAGAGUCGCUGCUUUCAUCGAAGAAGGUCCCCGCCGAGACUUCUUGACUAGCCUCCCGAAAGGAGCUACCGUCUACGUCGAAGGUGAUGCUAUCAUGAACACAUAUAACGACGCCGAGGGCAAGGCUCGUUCUUCGCUCAGCAUCUACCAAAGAAACCUCGAGGUCCUCCGCCGACCAGCACCUGCAACCGAGUAAACGGGUAGAAAUGAUGUGCGCGGAAGUUAGAGCAGCUAUAUCUGUGUCGACCUGACCAAUACCCACGUACUGUUGGCUCAGAAUUCUCCACUACUACGACUUUCUUAUGUCUGAGAAUGGGACGGCUUGGGGAUGCUAGUGUACUAUAAUGCUGUGUUAUGACUCGAUACCAAACGUGCUGAUGCCAACCCCUUCACCACCUAUUUUUGAAAUCGCGCGACGUGCUUCUAAUUACCCAAUGAUCGGGAACGAUUCCAAUAACCAACCGGAUUGAGAAUACUGUCCGGGUGAUAUUUUGCCUCCUACCAUUUGGCAUUUGCGAUUCAAACAUCAUAAUGCUGGACAUCUUACUGAAUGCGAAUAUACUAAGACGAGAAACACCGAUAUUCUUCCAAUAUAUGAGGAUGUCAGAUAUGGUAGGUGGUUGCGCAGGUAGUUCCCUCGUAUUUUGUUUAUUGGAUGAAGCAUUUCUUAGGCUUAGUCUAAGUCUUACUUGGG
Messenger RNA from Annulohypoxylon maeteangense, 1005 nucleotides. RefSeq names its product nucleic acid-binding protein. Gene Ontology annotation, cellular component: mitochondrial nucleoid. The transcript is spliced from 3 exons. NCBI's taxonomy places the organism in Eukaryota, Fungi, Ascomycota, Sordariomycetes, Xylariales, Hypoxylaceae. The coding region runs from base 100 to 507 and encodes 135 amino acids. Gene Ontology annotation, molecular function: single-stranded DNA binding. The record is from RefSeq and is a predicted model, not a curated record. Gene Ontology annotation, biological process: positive regulation of helicase activity; mitochondrial DNA replication.